AUUAAUUAAAUUAAUCAAAAUUAAAUGUAGUAGCAAAUAGUUGAGGAUAAUAAUAAUAAAAAAAAAAAAAAAAAAAAAAAAAAGCCACCCACAGAAGUGAGAGACGAUGGGAGAAGCACCAGCGACGAUAACCAAAGAAGAUGUAAUAGCAAAACUCAAGGACGACGGCGACUUCGACAGGCUUCGCCUCAAAAUCAUUCGCAACCUCAAACAAAACGAAGAACUACGUGAUAAUAUUAUUGCGGUGGUGAAACAGUCAGCAGCACUUAAUCGUUCGGAUGCUGAAAAUAUGAAACCAAGACAACUUUUGGAUGCCAUAUUUGAUGAGGUUGGGGACAAAGUGAUGGGUCAGAUUUCUGAUGGUCUAUGGGACAUAAUCAGAUCAGAGGGCGGGAUGAAAAGUGAAAUAACAGAGACAGUACAAUCUGUCUACGAUAAGUUAGUUACUCCUCAGGCUCAAAGGAUAGAAGGUGAAUCAUCUAACCUAGAUGUGAUGCCAGUUAAAAUGGAAGCUGACCAAAAUGGAUUCAGCAUCAGAAAGGCCUCAGCUGAUGGAGUUGAUGAUAUGUUAUCUGAUGGUGAACCAAAUGAGCCACCGGGUUUCUCCCUGUCCAACAACCAUCGAGGCAAACACCAGCAGGAGCAGCAGCUACCUUUGCCCUAUCAGAAUGGAACUGUAGAAGAGCAGAAGGAGGACCUCAACUACACAGGGAAUGUUCAGGAGCAGGAUAAUGUUGAUAGCAUUAUGCCACUUGGCUUUUCAGCAGACAUGGAGGACAAGCAGCCAUGCAAUGAUAGUGAUGAGGACCCUGAAGUGCCUCCCGGAUUUGGUUAAAAAGUCAACUUGCAAGCCAUUUGUCCCUGCUAUAUGCCACUGGUGAGACCACACAGUGAAAUGUGUGCCUGGUUGUCUUUUUUCCUUCUGGAAGCCCUUAUCCGAUGUUCAGGCAGGGAGCUUUCUAGUCUUUACACUCCAUGAAUUGAAGAUGAGAUGCUUCCGUUACUAUCCUAUAUUCUUUCACUAAGGUGAUUGGAUACAAUUUUUUUGAAAUAAUUCAUUGGAUUAGAUUAUAGAUACAAUUUUAAAUUGAUGAGAGAUUAAUGAUAUACCAGAAAGUUUUUUCCCAUUCGCCUAUUCUACUUCGGGCUUCAUGGUGUUUACUUUCAUCUGUACUAAUUUAUGAUUUUGCAAUAUAUGAGGUAGGGAUCUGAACCUUAAGCUAUCUGUACCUCAUUUCCGGCAGGGCUGUUUUACUU
Rubroshorea leprosula is the source of this 1257-nucleotide messenger RNA. NCBI's taxonomy places the organism in Eukaryota, Viridiplantae, Streptophyta, Magnoliopsida, Malvales, Dipterocarpaceae. The record is from the annotation of a GenBank genome assembly.